UCCAUUUUGGUUUCUAAUUUUUUGGCAUGGAUUAAAGAAUGAAAGAGAAAUAAAUUCAAAUUUUUAGUUUGUAAAAAUAUGAUGACUCGAUUUGAAUGUAUAAAACUUGUGAAAGGUUAGACGAAAUCUUCAGUUCUAGAUACGAGUUCAAUCAGUCAAGAUGUUCAAAUUGUGUGUUGCUAUUGUUGUAUUCGGGUGCUUGGCCACUCUUAUUGAAGGUCAAGCUCGUCCUUCCUACUACCAACAACAACAAUACAACCAACUUCGUCAACCUUACUACCAACAAAACCGAUACCAACCAGGAUAUUUGCAAGGAGGUCGUUUCGGACAACAACAAAGACCCGGCUACUACAAUCCCAAUUCUUACAACAAGAACUAUUUGAACAACUACUACAAUCGUCCUUCAGCAGCUUUUGUACCUCUUGGGGCUAUCUCAAAUGAAGGUUUAGCUAAAACUGUUGUUGAACAGAACGAUAUUCGUCCUGAUGGAUCCUACGAGUACGUCUACGAGACUGAGAAUGGAAUUCGUGGUGAAGAACGCAAUAUCCCAAAAUCGCUGAAAUCUGGCGAAACUUCCUCAAAUACUGAAGGAUCUUACGGAUAUACUUCCCCUGAAGGUCUCAGGGUUUUGGUCAAUUACGUAGCCGAUGAAGAAGGUUUCCGUCCAGUUCUUUCUUAUUCCGGAAAUGGUGCUGAACAAUUCAUCAACAGUCCGGAACCAAGCUCAGUUAUCAUCAACAAGAAGCCUUAAGUUAAUUCUUUUGAAAUGAUAACAAAAUACCUCAUAAAUCCAUCAGACACAUCCUUUUCGUUGUACCUCAGCAAAAAAAAACCAAUAUUUCAAUCAAGUUCUUUUUAAAUUAUAAG
Messenger RNA from Episyrphus balteatus (marmalade hoverfly), 867 nucleotides. It is a transcript of the gene Cpr49Ad, whose product is annotated as larval cuticle protein LCP-22. Gene Ontology annotation, cellular component: chitin-based extracellular matrix. The record is from RefSeq and is a predicted model, not a curated record. The coding region runs from base 161 to 751 and encodes 196 amino acids. The transcript is spliced from 3 exons. Lineage: Eukaryota; Metazoa; Arthropoda; Insecta; Diptera; Syrphidae. Gene Ontology annotation, molecular function: structural constituent of chitin-based larval cuticle.